AAUUCCACCAUCAGAGAGAUCAGACAGAGUGAGAGAUUAGGAUCUUAAAGAAAAUGUUUCUUCAGAAGCUAAUUAAUGGAUUACUUUCCGUUUACUUUUUUUUCCUUUCAAUUCAAAUUCCAUUAUUCAAUGGUCAAACGAUUUUACCUAUCGAAAUCUUCCCUAAAUUCCUCGUCGACUUGGUAUCUAAAUACGCUCAAGAUAACAAUGAUUAUUUGAUUUCUGACAAACCCCAUUUCUUCAUCGGAAUUAUGUGGGCUGAGCUACUUCUCCAAUGGCCUCUCUGUAUGGCAAAUUUUUAUGGUAUCGUCAAGAAAAGAUCUUGGGUCAAAAAGACUUGCUUGAUUUAUGGUAUUUCCGCUGUUACUAGCUUGUCUGCAAUUCUGUCAGAGUUGAUUGGAUCAGGAAAAAAGGGUUCACUUAAGCUUGUGGGUAUUUUUUAUGUACCAUUCAUGGUUGUUGCUGUAAUCUGUAUUCUGAAUGGACUCAAUCUAAAAUCAUCUUCAGCAGUUAAUCGCACCAUCAGUGGCUCGACAGAAGAGGGUCCAGUUCAUUUGAUUUGAUUGUGUGUACUUCCUUUUUCAUUUUCUUGCUUUGGUUGCUUUGUUUGUUGUUGUACCCAGUUCAUACAGAUAUGUAAAAUUUAUUUGAAUUUAAUCUCUAGUUUGUUACUAAAUAGCUUUUCAGUCAAAAAUAAAAACCUCAUUUGAUAUGGGGCAACCUCAAAUUUGGCACAAGUCAAAGCAUUUCUAGUUAAUGAGUCACUAACUCACCGAGUCAAACGAGUCAAUAAGUUAAAGAAGAAGAAGAAGAAGACUGGCUAAUUUUAGGGGUUUCUGGAUUGUAAUUGAUUACCAAAUGGAAGAGGAGACCUCAACCAGUUCUUCAUCAGAUGAUCAGACAUUCGAUACUGGUAGCUGGAUUAUGUAAGUUUGUUUCAGUCUCUAACUCUCAGUUUAAUUCAAUAAAGAUCAGAUUUUUAUUAAAAGUUUACACACAAAAAAACAGAGCCCAAGAUUUGUUAAAGAGAAGGCUGAUUUUGGAAGACAACUUCACUUGGAUAAUCCCCACCACCACCACCACAAAAUCAUCAUCUCAAUUUUUCGUCAAAGAAGAUGAUGAUAUUGAUAGUAAUGAAUUGAUUAGAUAUGUUGGAGGUGUUGAUUUGAGUUUCUCAAAAGAUGAUUCUUCAAUAGCAUGUGCUUCGAUUGUUGUUCUUGAUCUUCUACAGAUUAAAAAUGAUGGUUGUUUCCAAGUUGUGUAUGAAGAUUAUAAAAUCGUUCAUCUUCAAAUUCCAUAUAUCCCUGGUUUCCUUGCUUUCAGAGAGGCUCCAGUUCUACUGGAAUUGUUGGAGAAAAUGAAACACGAAUGUAGUCCGUUCUACCCACAGUGUUUGAUGGUUGAUGGCAAUGGAUUACUUCAUCCCCGAGGUUUUGGAUUAGCUUGUUUCCUUGGUGUUACUGCCGAUAUCCCUACUAUUGGGAUAGGAAAAAAUCUGCAUCACGUGGAUGGUCUUACACAAUCCGGAGUUAGAGAAUUUCUAGAAGCAGAAGAAAACUGUUCUAAAGAUCUAAUUACUUUAACUGGCUGUUCUGGUCGCAUAUGGGGAGCAGCAUUGCGAUCAACUAAUGAUUCGUUGAAACCCAUAUAUGUAUCAAUUGGCCAUCGGAUAUCACUUGAGAGUGCAAUUAAGCUUGUAAGGUUCACCUGCAAGUAUCGUGUUCCAGAACCUGUCCGGCAGGCAGAUAUACGGUCGAGAAAUUUCCUACAGAAAAAUCAAGGAAUCAUGUAGAAAAGGUGUGAUUAAUAGAACAAGUACUGCAGACAAAAUAAAUAACAUUACAUCCAUGAAAGCAAGAUGCACACUCCUCUUUCCACUUAAAAGAUGUCAAAGCUGUGAUGUGAUCUUAUUUGCAAGAAAAUGUUUCAGAAUGCAUGUACAAAAGUGAGAAGCUUCGUAUUUGCAUUUGUAUCUUGUCGACUUACUAGAUCGGCAUGGAAGUCUCAGUUUGAGACAGACUGCUUGUAAAUCUACAUGUUUACCUGUAUAUAUAUUGAGUAAAUAUUCUCAACCUGAGGCAUUCUUGGGUAACCUUACUGUUGUGUGACUAAUAUUGUCGUGAGAGCUUUGGUUUUCCUCAAAUUUACAGUGACAAAGUGCCGUUGGAAUAA
Messenger RNA from Papaver somniferum (opium poppy), 2172 nucleotides. RefSeq names its product endonuclease V. Gene Ontology annotation, biological process: DNA repair. Gene Ontology annotation, cellular component: cytoplasm; nucleolus. The transcript is spliced from 7 exons. The coding region runs from base 893 to 1792 and encodes 299 amino acids. NCBI's taxonomy places the organism in Eukaryota, Viridiplantae, Streptophyta, Magnoliopsida, Ranunculales, Papaveraceae. Gene Ontology annotation, molecular function: single-stranded RNA binding; RNA endonuclease activity producing 5'-phosphomonoesters, hydrolytic mechanism. The record is from RefSeq and is a predicted model, not a curated record.